AUGCCGAAUGGAGGCUGUGAUGAGCCAACGAACCUGAACGACUCAUCGGGGUCGUCGCAGUCCUUCUCCAGUCCGAACUAUCCCAGCACUGCCUUUCCCAACAACGUGUAUCCCCGGGACGUGGACUGCAGCUGGAUAAUCACGGUUCACAUUGAGAAGAAGGUGCAACUGACGUUUUCCUCCUUUGACGUCGAGUACCACGACAACUGUGAUUACGACUACGUGCUUCUUGAAGAAAAUGCACAACCAAUCAGCGUUCCUGAAGAAACUACGGAACUAGAUGGCGACCCCGAACAACCUCCCGGUGUAAACUUGGUCAAAAGGACUCAAGACGGAAAGUUCUGCGGUGAGAAACCCGACAGUUUGCCAUGGACGAAAAGCUACUCCUCUGUGAGUAACGUCAUGACUGUCAAGUUUACAUCCGACUCUUGGGUCAACCGAAAGGGAUUCCAAGCAAGUUUCGCGGCCGUUAACAAAGAGCCAGCGGAGUGCACGGCCGUGGAGAAGCUGUGUGACGACCUGCUGGGAUGUGUUGCUCUCGCCAAGAUCUGCGACGGCUCCGACGACUGCCAGGAUAAGAGUGACGAACGGCAUUGUGAAUGCGUAGAGAUUCCGACAGCCCUGGGCAUCUGCAAGGGUGCAAUCAACUACGGCAGCAUGGUCUACCCGAACCUGUACGGGCAUGAGGACAAGACAGCUCUCCUGGGCUCCGCCAUCUUUGGUCAGCUGGAGUCCGUCCAGGCCUCGUCUGAUCCGUGCCACGCGGAUGUGUUCGCCAUGGUCUGCUCCAUGCUUGCUCCAAAAUGCGUGCAGGGAGUAGAUACCAGCACUGGCACCAGAAGAGGCUACAUCAAACCGCCUUGCAGGACGUGGUGCCCUCAGAUCAGUACUAGCUGUUCGGACGAGAACCUGCUUCCCGACGACAUCUGUGGAACCCUGCCGUUCUCAGCCGACUGUUUCAUCAACCGGGCUGAAGUCGUCGACACCCAGGAGACAACAACCGGCGGACAAGACGGCGUCUGUGGAGGUGUCCUGUCCGGCAAUGAGGGGACCUUCAGUUCGCCAGGCUUUUUCGAGAGGAUACCGUACAGCGUGAACACAGACUGCGUCUGGUCUCUCCGGGUCUCCCCUACCCUGGUCCCGCAGAUCACCUUCAACACCUUCAAGCUGGAGGAGGGGCCCACUCCGGGGGACUGCCCGUUUGACUACGUCAGGAUCUUUGACGGAGAAUGGCCGGACGGGAAGUUCAAAAGCGUCACCAUGAAUCGCGGUAAAACCAAAGAUAAGCUCUGUGGUGAAGUCGUCCCCGGGACCAACGUGACAGGUGACAGCUAUAUCCUGACCAUCAUCUUCUCCAGUGAUAAGGGCACCACCAGGGAAGGCUUCGAUGCCUCCUACACCACAGUUGACCGAGCUCCUCUGUCGUGUGGUGUGGGUGAGAAGCCGUGCAGUGACGGCGCCUUGUGCGUGUCCAUGGCCCGCCGCUGUGACGGGCAGUUUGACUGCUGGGAUAAAAGUGACGAGAAGGACUGCGAAUGCGUUCCUCUGUCUGGAGAGCUACAGACGCUCUGUGAGAGUCGGGAGGAAUCCGAAAAUUACAUGACCUUCCCUAACCUCAUCGGACAUGAGACCCCCGGCAGCCUGGCUGCUUCCCCUGUCUUCAAUGACCUGAAGAUAUUGAUGAGCAGCUCGUGUCACGUGGACAUUGUGGAGUUUGUGUGUGAGAUGAUGGCUCCGAGGUGCGACCGCAUCACAACCCGCAUCAUAGCUCCCAGCAGGUCCUGGUGUGAGGAAGUCAGGAAAUCCUGUAAGGACGAGGAUAAGUGGCCGUCAAGCUUCCCGCCAUGUCACGUCAUCAGUGAAAACAGUGAAGAUGGCGAGGACGGUCAGACAGGAGGUCUGCAAGGAACGACAGACAAUGAAUGUUACCACGGAUCGGGCGCCAACUUCAGGGGCGUCCACAUGGAGACUGAGACUGGGAAGGACUGCACGGACUGGGUCGACCAUGUGUACGAGACCACAGCCUUCAAGUGGGCCAAUCUUGACAACAACUACUGCCGGAACCCCGGUAACAUAGGGGAGCGGCCGUGGUGUUACGUGGGCGACCAAUGGGAGUUUUGCAGUGUCCGGCCUUGUAGCGGUCUGGUCUGCUCUGACAGAGGCCAGCCCCGAUCAGUGACAGCUGGACCACGGAAGCAGUUUUACUGGCCAGGAGACAAGGUGACUUACCAGUGUGAUCUCGGGUACUCCCUGCAGGGUUCUGCCGUCAUCAAGUGCCUUGACAACGCCACCUGGGACAACGAUCUUCCUACAUGUAUCGUGGAUGAGCGCCGGGGACUGAGGAACGAUCUCUUCGACUUCUACAGCAAAGACCUGUCUCCCUCCGACGACUAUGUCACAGCUGUGUUCUCUGGACAAGCUAUCAACGUAGUGUCAUUGGACGAGAAGGGGCCAGAGGUACUGACUGAUAUUGUCCUGGAAUUGCGUUGGCGUGACCAGAGGCUGUCCUGGUCACCAGCAACCUACGGGGGCCUGGACAUCUUGCGAGUGUCCUAUGAUGAAGUCUGGACUCCAACAGUCGUUCUGCAGAGAAAUGCUGAUAGAGGUUUCAACAGCUUCCCAACCGUGGACGUGACCAUUACAUCCGGAGGGGAGGUGAUCUGGCUGGUGCAGACCCUAGUCACCACCACCUGUGACCUGGACCAGUACCUCUUCCCCUUUGACUCCAUGACGUGCCCUGUGUGCGUGAAGACGGGACUCAAAGAGGAAAGGCUGAGCUGCCCCCUGCCAGAUAACAUCACGGCUGAAAACAACCUGAACUGCAACAGCUCCGCGAGUCUGGUCACCGGGGAGUGGUCGGUCACUGUCACCGCGGACAGCGACGGCGACACGGGCUGUCUGAACCUGAACCUGCAGCGGAACCCCACCUACCACAUGUGCACCACCAUCGCCCCGACCAUCGUCCUGGCCGUCCUCAUGUGUGUCACAUUCCUGCUUCCCAUUGACAAGGGAGAUCGCUUGUCCUACGGGAUGGCUAUUCUACUGGCAAUGGUGGUGUCACUUGUCGUCAUCACUGACUUCCUGCCACGCUCUACCAUCAUCCCCUUCAUCGGAACGUUCGUGAUAGUGUCCAUGUCGCUCAUGGCAGUCUUCAUGCUGGCCACUGUCGGGAUCAUCAACGUGUCAGGCAAGCAGGGCGAGGUUCCCCCAUGGGUCCGGAGUGUGUUCCUCAGGUGCAUGGCUCGAUGCCUCCUGAUGGGUAACCUGACUAAGGAAUCCGGCAAGCCCGAGGUGGCCCCUAACAAAGUCUACAUCGAGGGGUCUACUCACGACAACGCCGCCUUUACAACCCAUGGUGAAGAGCAGUUGCUGUGGAGCACUCCUGGCAACUUCAAGCCCACAGGCAACCUUCCCCCGGGUGCACCAGACGCUCCGGCUAUGCUGCCCGGCAUGCAGGCCCUGAUCUACGCCAUCAGGAAGAGCCUGGACCGCCUGAACGUCACCAUUGAAGGCCUCCGUCCUGACCAGGAGGAGGAGGAGAGUGAGUGGAUGCUGCUGUCCUACGUGCUGGACCGCCUGUGCCUGGUCCUGUACAUCAUCGGGCUGAUCGCCGCCGUGCCCCUGUCGCUGUUCCUGGGGCGCCCUUAG
Branchiostoma belcheri (Belcher's lancelet) is the source of this 3648-nucleotide messenger RNA. RefSeq lists its product as uncharacterized. The transcript is spliced from 24 exons. The coding region runs from base 1 to 3648 and encodes 1215 amino acids. Lineage: Eukaryota; Metazoa; Chordata; Leptocardii; Amphioxiformes; Branchiostomatidae. Gene Ontology annotation, molecular function: protein binding; extracellular ligand-gated monoatomic ion channel activity. Gene Ontology annotation, biological process: monoatomic ion transport. The record is from RefSeq and is a predicted model, not a curated record. Gene Ontology annotation, cellular component: membrane.